CAGUCUGCAGUAAAAUAGAAAAAUGGUGUUAGCAGAUCUAGGGCGGAAGAUUACUUCUGCCCUCAAGUCACUCAAUAAUGCAACAGUUAUUGAUGAGAAGGUUCUAGAUGACCUCUUGAAAGAAAUAUGCACAGCACUCUUAGAAUCAGAUGUUAAUAUCAGGCUUGUAAAGAAGCUUAGAGAAAAUGUCAAGCUAGCAAUAGAUUUUGAUGACAUGGCAGGGGGCCUCAACAAGAGGAGAGUUAUUCAAACCACCGUCUUCAGAGAGCUGGUCAAGCUUGUGGACCCAGGAGUGAAGCCAUUUGUUCCUGUCAAGGGUCGGCCCAAUGUGAUCAUGUUUGUUGGACUCCAGGGUUCAGGUAAAACAACCACAUGCACCAAGCUAGCCUAUUACUACCAGCGCAAGGGCUGGCGCAGCUGUCUCGUUUGUGCUGAUACCUUCCGUGCCGGUGCUUUUGAUCAAGUCAAACAGAAUUGUACCAAAGCCAGGAUUCCUUUCUAUGGCAGCUACACUGAAGUUGAUCCUGUUGUGAUAGCUACUGAAGGUCUUGAGCAGUUCAAGAGAGAGAAUUUUGAGAUCAUUAUCAUCGACACAUCUGGUCGUCAUAAGCAGGAAGAUUCGCUCUUUGAAGAGAUGUUGCAGAUAUCUACAGUCUGUAAACCCCACAACAUCAUAUUUGUGAUGGACGCAAGUAUUGGUCAGGCGUGCGAGGCGCAGGCCCGUGCCUUCAAAGACAAGGUGGAUGUUGGCUCCGUGAUCAUCACCAAGCUGGACGGCCAUGCUAAGGGUGGUGGUGCUCUCUCUGCAGUGGCUGCCACCAGGAGUCCCAUUAUCUUCAUUGGGACCGGUGAACACAUAGAUAAUUUUGAAGAGUUCAAAACAAAGCCAUUCAUUUCCAAAUUACUGGGCAUGGGCGACAUUGAAGGACUUAUUGAAAAGGUUAGCGAUCUGAAGCUGGAAGACAACGAGCAACUGAUAGACAAGCUGAAGCAAGGCCAUUUUACCCUGCGCGACAUGUACGAGCAGUUCCAGAACGUACAGAAAAUGGGACCAAUGUCACAGAUCAUGGGUAUGCUGCCAGGCUUCAGCACGGACUUCCUCACUAAAGGCGGUGAGCAGGAGAGCAUGGCUCGACUCAAGCGCCUCAUGACCAUGAUGGACAGCAUGAGCGACCAGGAGCUGGAUAGUUUGGAUGGACAGAAGUUGUUCAGUAAGCAGCCGUCGCGCAUCAGCAGAGUGGCUCAGGGUGCAGGAGUCAUGGAGGUCGAGGUGAAGGAGCUGCUCAACCAGUACGCAAAGUUCGCUCAGAUGGUCAAGAAAAUGGGCGGCAUGAAGGGACUUUUUAAAGGUGGUGAUCUUGGUCGCAACGUAAACCCCAACCAAAUGGCGCAGCUCAACACCCACAUGGCGAAGAUGAUGGACCCAAAGGUGCUGCAUCAGAUGGGAGGCUUCAAAGGGCUCGAAAAUAUGAUGAAGCAGCUGCAGCAAAAAGGCGGCCCAGGUGGCAUGAUGGGAAAGGGGGGAAUGGGGGGCAUGUUCAAGUAAUAUGCCCCCUCGAUGGACACCAAGCAUGUGAGCGUAACUUUUCCAUUGCCAAAUUGAUCUUCGCAAGGUUCAUUAGAACUUUACUCUUGAGCUGCUGUGCGAUCCGGGGAUCACUUUACCCGUUCUUCGGGCAUGCGUGGAGGAUAUUGUCAGUGAAUUGUAUUUUCAAGGCUCUUUCUAAGUCGUUUUUGAUCUAUGAUAGGUGGAAUAGUGGGACUGCUGUGCUUUUCAGUCAUCUCGCAGUCCUUGUUAUAAUAUGCAAACGUUUUGGGUGUCCCAAGAAUCGGAGCUUCUUGAGUGGUUAUACAAUCGUGUAUGGAUUUUUAACGUUUUGAUCAUACCGCUGCUUCAGAGCGUGGAUGAAAGUUAUUGCCAAAUAUACGGUUUAAAACAUUGUUUCGGUUCUUGGGACGCCCAGUUAACUUUGAAAAUAUGCUUUGUUCACACUGAAUUAACGAAUUGUAGAUUUCCCCUCGUUGAUUUGGAAGUUAAUUCCAAUUCUGGGUGUGCGCGAAUGGUUCCUUCUCAGCCUUCACUAUUUGACGCCGUACGAAAACGACUCUGUUGAUCUAAUUUUCUCUCGAGAAAUCCUUGAAUAUGAUCCUUUUUCACAACUUUUUCUUUGGGGUACAGGUUCUUUCCUUUGUGUGGACACUGUUUGAGAAGUACAUUGUCAUGUGUGUGAGGCAAAGCAUUUGUAUGUUUUUUUAUCGAUAAAUUAUUUUAUUCUUA
Hyalella azteca is the source of this 2278-nucleotide messenger RNA. It is a transcript of the gene Srp54k, whose product is annotated as signal recognition particle 54 kDa protein. Gene Ontology annotation, molecular function: 7S RNA binding; endoplasmic reticulum signal sequence receptor activity; GTPase activity. The record is from RefSeq and is a predicted model, not a curated record. Bases 23 to 1546 code for a protein of 507 amino acids. Gene Ontology annotation, cellular component: cytosol; signal recognition particle, endoplasmic reticulum targeting. Gene Ontology annotation, biological process: SRP-dependent cotranslational protein targeting to membrane; SRP-dependent cotranslational protein targeting to membrane, translocation. NCBI's taxonomy places the organism in Eukaryota, Metazoa, Arthropoda, Malacostraca, Amphipoda, Hyalellidae. The transcript has 10 exons.